AGCCAGAGAGAGAGAGAGAGAGGAGAGCCACGUCAUUUCCGGAAUUUUGAGUUUUUUUGUGCUUUAAGAGAGAGAAAACUCAGAACCAGAGCACAGGUCGUUUCUGUAUUUCUCUCCACUUCUACUCCACAGAGCUGUAUUUCAAAAGCGGAAAAGUGAUUCAAAGAGAGAGAGAGAGAAGCGGCGCCAAGAGAAAUCUCUGGAAUACUGUUUUGAGAGUAAUCUCGCUUGUGUUCCUCAUUUUCAAUUGAGAAUCUAAACGUUUGAGCUAAAGAAAGUAAGAAAUGGAGAGAACUACUCCGGUGAGAAAGUCUCACACAAAUACAUCAGAUCUGCUCAUUUGGCCAGAGAAUUCUCCAGCGGAUUAUUCAGCCGCUGAUUCUGCAACUUCUGCUUCACGUCCUGCGAUCCGAGAUCACCAGCCGUCCGGUAGGAUCAGUAAGGUGCUUUUCGGAGGACAGGUUACUGACGAGGAAGCUGAGAGCUUGAAUAAAAGGAAACCAUGCUCUGGGUCUAAAUGGAAGGAGAUGACUGGUAGUGGUAUCUUUGCAGCUGAUGGUGAGAAUAGUGAUUCAGAUUCUGGCAGUGGCAACCCCACUCCCAGAAACGGAGCAGGGUUACGGUACCAGCAAGCUGUUAGUGGAAUCAGCCAGAUAUCGUUUGGUACGGAAGAGAGUGUAUCUCCCAAGAAGCCAACAUCACUGCCUGAGGUGGCAAAGCAGCGAGAGCUAAGUGGAACACUGCAAAGCGACUUGGAUGCUAACAUGAAGAAACAGCUAUCUGAUGCUAAGUGCAAGGAGCUUAGUGGACAUGAUAUAUUUGGCCCUCCUCCUGAGAUUCCGCCUCGCCCAUUGGCUGCACGUUCCUCAGAGCUGAAAGAAAGCAUGGACAUGGGGGAACCAGCACCACGAAAUGUACGCACAUCCGUCAAAGUAUCUAAUCCUGCGGGAGGUCAGAGUAAUCUCAUGUUUAGCGAGGAAACUGUGACGAAGACAGCAAAGAAGAUACAUAAUCAGAAAUUUCAAGAGCUGAGUGGCAAUAAUAUCUUUAAAGGGGAUUCACCUCCAGGGUCUGCUGAGAAGCCACUUAGUACAGCAAAGCUGCGCGAGAUGAGUGGCAGUGACAUCUUUGCUGAUGGGAAGGCAGCCAACAGAGACUACCUAGGUGGAGUCCGUAAGCCUCCUGGUGGGGAGAGUAGCAUUGCUCUGGUUUAACUUCCUUCUCUAACCUUUGUUCUUUUACUUUAAUUAUUGUCUGUCCAUGGUUUGGUUGUCUUGAUCCAAGUGGGAAAAAAGAUACUUUGCGCCUUGAAUGUGAUUGUUUUUCCUGCAUGCUUGGUGUGGGUGAUUUGAGAUCGCGGUGUGGUCCUUUAAUAUAUUUAGGUCUUAACAUCCAACGGACUGUUCUCUAUUUUGUUUUCCAUUCACUCGGUGUUAUUAGUAUAAUUUUUGGUGCUAGUUUCUAACU
Molecule: messenger RNA, 1467 nt
Organism: Macadamia integrifolia
Lineage: Eukaryota; Viridiplantae; Streptophyta; Magnoliopsida; Proteales; Proteaceae
Exons: 5
Coding region: 285-1214 (309 amino acids)
Source: RefSeq, a predicted model, not a curated record